AUGGACUUGGGCCUCUUCAUGCGAUCGCCGCGAGUGAUCCAGCGGCGGAGAGCACCGAUCAGCAGAGAACGUUUGCUUGAGAUCGACACUGACACCUACUUUUCCUUCUCAUCGAUAGGCGCAGACUCAGGCGCAUCAGACGCUGCCACAGCCUCCCAAAUUGACCAGCACGAUUCGCAACGGCGGAACCGUCGAUCAACCACUGCCGGAGGAGGCGCGCCGUCCGCUUCCACCUACACUUCACCAGACGCUGCGAUUGAUCCUCUGUCACAGCAUAUCAUUCAGCGAACGAACACGCAAAAGUCUAUCCCUCACAAGUUGCUGGGUCGGGCCUCAUCCGAGGCCGAAGCAGGAAGCCAUGGCGGUAAUACCUCAAAAUCAGGUGGUCUUCAGGGUCAGUCUGGUUCAAUUUUGAAUGACCCCAAAACGAAAAAGGGGGGUUUCCGCAACUUUAGGAAAGGAGCUUCCUUAUUGAGCCGCCUAAUCCCUGGAAAGAAGAAGAAGAAGAAACAGAACCAGGCUCCAGGGGCAGCAGAAGAGGAGGAGGCCAGUGAGCCUGAUACCCCGCGAAUAUCAAUCGACAAGCUGAGCCCCAUCGGGCUCGUCCCUCAGCAUCCAGGACCGGCAAAGUACAUUCGAAAUCGAACGUACGGCAAAAAAGAGAAGGAGUUUAAUCGAGUCUUUCUGGCUCAGGAGUUGUUUGUCGGUGGGAAUACGUCUCCCCAGACCGCGGAUCGACGAAAGUCAUCUUCCUCAAGCAGCCCCAAGGAUCCCCAAGCCGGUGGUGCUAUCUGGGCUUUGUCGUUUUCAAAGGAUGGGAAGUAUCUGGCUGCUGCUGGGCAAGACCAAAAGGUCCGAGUGUGGGCAGUGAUUUCCACCCCCGAGGAGCGAGGAGAUGUUCGUCACCGGGAAGAGCCAACGCGGCCCACUGAUCAGCCACCACAUUUUCAAGCACCUGUAUUCCACCCCCUUCCUUCUAGAGUGUUUGAAGGACAUACAGGAACUGUAGUAGACUUGAGCUGGAGUAAGAACAACUUUUUACUUUCCUCUUCCAUGGAUAAGACGGUCCGAUUGUGGCAUAUCAGUCGGAACGAAUGUCUCUGCACCUUUCUACACACGGAUUUCGUCACAUCUGUUCAGUUUCACCCCAAAGAUGAUCGAUUUUUCUUGGCUGGCUCGCUUGACGCUAAGCUGCGCCUUUGGAGCAUACCAGAUAAAAACAUCGCAUUCGUCGCCACAGUACCUGAUAUGAUCACCGCGGUAUCGUUCACACCAGACGGGCGGUACGCCAUAGCAGGGUGCUCAAAUGGACUUAUUAGUAUUCACGACACAGAAGGGUUGAAACCGAGAGGCCAGAUUCACAGUCGGUCACUUCGAGGGCGCAGUUCACGAGGGAACAAGAUCACCGGCAUUGAUACGUUGGUUGAUCCUGUAGAUGAUCCUCAUGGCGAGAUCAAGCUCCUAGUGACGAGCAACGAUUCUCGCAUUCGGCUAUACAACUUUCACGAGCGAAACGUCGAAGCCAAGUUCCGCGGGAACGAGAAUACCUGCAGUCAGAUUCGAGCCAGUUUCACAGAUGACGGCAGGCAUGUCAUUUGUGGAAGCGAGGAUCGCAAAGCAUACAUUUGGCCCGUUGAGGGCAGACAGAAUGACGACGAUAAAAAGGCGGUUGAAGUGCUGGAUACGCACUCCUCAAUCGUGACUGUCGCUAUUGCGGCCCCGACUUCGACUCGACAAAUUCUGGAUUUGACCGAUGACCCCAUCUAUGACAUGUGCAAUCCAACGCCAGUGACCUUGGAGGGCGUUGAUGAGCAUUCACAGCAGUCUCGCCUUCAAUCACACGCAUCACCAGAAGAAUCUUUAAGCAGUGACGGUGGACGUCGGUCGUCCGAGGCCCGAAUCGCCCUGAAUAGGAAAGAGGCCUAUGAGUCGUCUAGCUAUGCCGCCCGCUUCGGAAAUUGUGCAGGGCACAUCAUUGUGACCGCGGAUUACUCUGGCAAAAUCAAGGUCCUGCGACAAGACUGCGCGUAUCAGAAACGGCGGCACGAAAAUUGGAGCGCCACUUUCGCCAUUUCACGUCGGAUUCUGCGCCGGUCGAAUUCUCCUCGCAACAGCGUCGCGUCCGGUGGCGGCAAAGACUCGACUCACAAGACCACAUCUGACCGCAUUCUAUCCUGGCGCGAUUCCGUCGCUGGUCACGGCCGUAAAAGUAAUGACGGCUCACGCCAAGGCUCCCGCACAUCAUCUCCACACCCUCGCCGUCGUCCAAAUCUACUACCAAGGUUGUCGUCUCGGCCUUUCAGCUUAGCGCCUGAGGAGUCUCGCUCAGUCAUGACACCUUCUGCGCCCCCUUCGCCAAAAGAAAAGACCCAGGAUCUCGACAGGCAAGGCGACCCUCCCCUCAUUCAUGAACCGUCAAAAGAAAACCCAGAGCCCUAUGAAAAGCCCGUCAGCUCUCGUGAAUUUCUUGCAAACAACUUUUCCAAGGAGAACCCUCUCUGCUUGCAGGGUGACCACAGCUACGCAUUCUGGAACAAGAUCACACAAGGCGCCCUGGCCAUCAAAGAACGCCAGUCAAACAAGCUUCAAGUCCCGAGUCGAAUGACUUCCCGCAGUGAGCGCAGUGGAAGUGUUGCGACGAGUCAUCUGAGCAGCGAAAAUGCUUCCUCAAUAGCAGGGGAGGAAGACAUUUUGCGGUGUCAGCAAUGCCAAGGGUCGAACUUUCGGGCUGUGAAAGCGAGAGAUGGUGGCCAGAGGUUGAUAUGUGCGCAGUGUAAUUUGGCUAUCGAGUGA
Messenger RNA from Penicillium diatomitis, 2793 nucleotides. RefSeq names its product WD40 repeat domain-containing protein. The coding region runs from base 1 to 2793 and encodes 930 amino acids. The record is from RefSeq and is a predicted model, not a curated record. The transcript has 5 exons. Lineage: Eukaryota; Fungi; Ascomycota; Eurotiomycetes; Eurotiales; Aspergillaceae. Gene Ontology annotation, molecular function: protein binding.